This is a messenger RNA of Eutrema salsugineum, 2345 nucleotides long. Its product is annotated as RNA polymerase I-specific transcription initiation factor RRN3. Bases 277 to 2121 code for a protein of 614 amino acids. Lineage: Eukaryota; Viridiplantae; Streptophyta; Magnoliopsida; Brassicales; Brassicaceae. Gene Ontology annotation, cellular component: nucleus. Gene Ontology annotation, biological process: transcription initiation at RNA polymerase I promoter. The record is from RefSeq and is a predicted model, not a curated record. The transcript has 16 exons. Gene Ontology annotation, molecular function: RNA polymerase I general transcription initiation factor activity; RNA polymerase I core binding.
GAGGGUUUCGCGGAUCAUCGAUCUUCUCUGUUCUUCUGCCUCCGCCGACACAGAGAGGAAGAAGACGUUGAAGAAUCAGACAAGCUUUAGGCCUCUGUCGUUUUCUUCUCCUCUUCGAAUUCCAGUAAUUAAAUUUCUACCAUCUAGUGCUUGAGAGCUGUGUCGUAGUGAAGCAGAGCGAGUACAAUAUAUUGUUCUUCGUUUCUUGUUCUUCAGUAGGUAACAUUAAGGGGACUCUUGGCCAAAUAUUUGAAGCAGUACCUGUGUUCAUAGAGAAUGGGAGCAGAAGAAGUUCUGGGUUCUCCUUUCAGCUCAAAUACCGUGGAAAAACCUGAAUUAAGCGACAGAGAUUCAGUGUAUGCUGUUAGAACUGCCCUUGCAUUUGUCCAAAAUGGGGAUUCUGAUCUUUAUGCUGAGCUUAUUAAACUCAUGUACCUUAAAGAAUACUCUGAUUCCGAUGCAGUGGCACAGCUUGAGGUACUCUUGAAAGCUCUAUCCGGUUCUGUUGCUUGCAUAGAUGUAGUUCACCAUCGAAAUCUUCUCGCUUCUAUUUUUAGGAUGAGCUUGUGGGAUCACAAACCUAGUGUCAUGGAUGCAUUGGUGGACCUAGUCAUAUCACUGGCCGCUACUAGUGGAAAGUAUCUGGACCAUUGUUUGAAUUGUCUCAUAAGUAAUUUCAUUCCACCUCCUACUGUUAUGCUUAAACUUUCCCAAGGCUCGAAACGCGUAGUCAACAAGAAGGAGGAAGUUCUUUCCCGGGUGCAUGCAGCCCUUCACAAGAUUUCUUAUUUGGUUCCUCUUGCUCCCUCAAAAUUAGUGCCCAUACGUGCUCAGAGAAUGCCUAAACUGCACGCAAAGGACGAUUUGAUAUCAAUAUAUGUGGAUAACUUGUUGAAGUUGGAGAAUAGCUCAAUCGGGAAAGUUGUUGGCAGCGUGAUUAUUAUGGUGGUGAUGGAGAGGUUGCGAGAUUUGGAUCUUGAGAUUGGGUGGGAUGAUAUUCUGCAAGAUGACUCUAGAAGAGGAAUGUUUGAUAUGGAACUUGAAGAUGCAGUUGAAGGCACUAUGGAUGAAGGAGACGAGUGUCCAGUGGAGUCUCUAAAUCAAAAUACUUUGUAUGGGAAUGUAGACUUUGAGGCGUUGGACAAUUUGAUGGUCCUAACUUUUCACCAUCUUGAAUCAUGUAAAAAUUCUGGUCGUUUGGAUGAGGUGUUUGAAAUCCUCUUCGAGUCGUUUGAGAAUUUCAUUCUGAACACACACAAAUCAAAAUUUUCACAGUUCCUGAUGUUCUACGCGUGCUCACUAGAUCCUGAAAAUUGUGGUGUAAAAUUUGCCACUAAGCUGUUAGACAUAUAUCUCUCCGGCAACAAACCUCGACUUACUAGGAUGAGUGCAGUGGCUUAUCUAGGUAGCUACUUGUCUCGUGGACUGUUUUUGCCAUCUUCUUUUGUGGCUAGUAUGUUGAAAAGAUUGGUGGACGAGUGUGCAGAUUAUUGCAGAACAUGCAAUGAUGAUGUUAGGCCUGAAGCACAUCAAGUUUUCUACUCGGGAUGUCAGGCAAUCCUGUACGUGCUAUGCUUUCGAAUGAGAUCCAUCCUGGAAGUUUCUCGCUUUCAAUCGCAGCUUUUACCCUUGGAGUCAAUUUUAUCUCACAAACUAAACCCAUUGAUGGUGUGCCUUCCAUCAGUAGUUUCUGAGUUCCUAAAACAAGCCAAAGCUGGUGGUCUGUUCAUUGUCUCAGAAGCCUUCAUUUUCGAUGGCCUACUCGAGUCCGAGCUCUCUCGUGCUUUUGGUGGCCAUGAAAGGCUUGAUACAUUCUUCCCGUUCGACCCUUGCUUAUUGAAAAACUCUAACAGUUAUAUCUCUCGGAACUUCAACUACUGGUCAAUGGUGAAACCGACAUAUGAAGAAGAUGAUGAGGAUGAGCUUUGUGCUGAGGUCAUAGUGAAUGGAGAUGAAGACAGUGAAGAUGACUGUGCUGAUGACGUGGAUGUCGAUACCGAGAUGAUGAACAAGAUGUCUAUAACUACGAAACAUUCCUUCAUGCUUGAAACAGAGGAGCUCUUGGAGAUGCCUUCUAGAAUCAGACCAUCCACUAGUCCUCCUGAAUCCUUCCGAAUCUAAUGGAGGGAAUGCCAAUUUUGCAAAUUAAGGCUUUUAAUAUAAUAUUUUUGCGAGUUUGUAAAGUCUGAAGAAUACUUUUCAUGGAAAUUUUUGGCAUGAAUCAAAGUUAGAAAAUUAGGCAGAAGUAUUAAUGUUUCAUGUAAGUUUUUUUCUUGGGUCUUUAAAGGUACAUUAAAAACUUUGGGAUAAUUUUGAAACAUGAACAUUUUAGAGUGCAGUAUUAG